ACAGCGGCAGCGACGUACAGCGAAGCAGCAGCGCAGCGCAGCGGUCGAACGACGUGCAUAAACACAGCUGACGGGGCAGGGGAGUCGGAGGAGCUGGACCUACAAAUGCUCAUUGAAAUUUACGAUUAUGCUGCAAAAUUAUUAAACAAUAUGACCGCAACAGCCGCAGCAACAACGGAAACAACUGCAGAAAGCAGGGAAGUCAGACCCAGAGCCGGUGCUGGUGCCGGUGCCCCCGACAUCAUUAAUAAGCAAUCCGUGGGGAAUGAUGCCGUGCAGAAGCCAGAGUUGGAGGCACAAUCAGAAUCCGAAUCGGAAUCAAAUGCAGAGAGCUCGAGUCCCUCGCGUACCGCAAAUCUAACGACCAAAUUACUGCAGGCCACCACAGGCAAUAUGAGGAACCUGCUGAACCGAACUCUGGGCACCAUGGCCCGCGCCAAUCCCGCCCAGCACACACCCCUGCCCACCCUCCUGCUGCAGGCGGCCCUUGACGUGGACGUGACCCAGGGGCAGCGAAUCGAUCAGCCGCCGCACCAGCUCCAGCCACUACCCAAGACGCAGUCCCACCAGUCGCUGGCCAACGCCACAUUCCAUCCCCUGGCAGGCGGAGAGCCGGCGGACAUCUACAGUGCAUUUAGCGCCCUGCCCGGCGGCAAUUUAAGCGGUUUCAUUGAGUCCUCCACCACGGCGGCCAGCUCUGUGCUGAGCAGCACGCUGCCCGCCACCAGCAGCAUGGCGGCCACCUUCCAGGCCCAGACAGUGGCCACCUUCAUAGCGGCCGGCAACAAGAAUCGACCAACGACCAUCGUUGUAUAUCCAACGGUUUCACCCGAAUCGAUCGUCAUACCGAUCGUGUCGUGCAUCUUCGGCUUCCCCAUACUGGCGCUGAUCGUCAUUUGCUGCCUGCGACGGCGGGCAAAGUUGGCCAGGGAGCGGGACAGGCGGCGCAACUAUGACAUGCAGGACCAUGCCGUCAGCCUGGUCAGAUUUAGUCCAAUUCAUAGGCUUAAUUACCGAUCGUCGCGAGCUAUCAGUCUACGUCCUGAACGAAGCCUAAGCCAGGGCUUCACCUCGCUGGAGCUGGACACCGUGCUGGAGGAGCGCUGCAGCGAUGUGGAACAGACGCAGACCGAAAUUCUCAAUCCCGAGUCGCCCAUGGACACCACCUCCUACAAGAUGUCCUUUUCCUCAAGCUAACAUUUGGCCACGAAGCAGCAACAGCAGCAGCAGCCACUUACAGCGAUGGCCCCAACAACUCCAGCAAAUCCCCAGCCUCAGGCACACUCCCAGACCCAUCUUCAGGCUCAGUCUCAGGAUGUACCCGCUACGACCUCGUCACAGCUGUUGCUGCCACCGCAGCUGCGGAAGACGGCCAGUGUGAGGGAGUCGCACGAUCCAACGGCUCUGUCCAAACGGCGGAGUCGCCUGCAGGAGCUGCGGGCCGCAAGCAGCAGCAGCGCCGGCGGCGGCGGCGGCGGUGACGAGGCAGUCGUCACCUUUAGCAAGCGCGACUCCAAGCGUAAUCGUCGUCGUGGUGGCGCGACCGCCAGCGGUGCCAGCAGCAGCAGCAGUGGCUCUCCCCGCCGCACCGAGGCGGCCAUGCGAAAGUCGCAGUCGCUGGACGCCGCCGAAAGUUACUCCCUGGCCAGCAUCCAGUCCCCGCUGUGGGUGACCCUCACCAAUGCCCGCACCAUCGAGGAGCUGGCCCAGCAAAAGCUCUAAAUGUACCCAGGCCAGAGCCACCCAACAAUGCCAUUAGCCAUUAGCCCUAACCACAUCCCGCAUGGACAUCCUGUAAAUGUUUAGAGAGAAUUUCAAUGUACGAGCCGUAGAGGUGGUAGAUGACAAACCAAAUAUUUGAAUCAUUAACUAAAGCAACACACAACCUAAUGAAAUUAAAGACCAACCACACGCAUAGUCCAAGGAAUACAAUUUUGAAUUUGGAAAAUUAGAUAAAUGAAUGUCAAGGAAAA
Messenger RNA from Drosophila guanche, 1973 nucleotides. RefSeq lists its product as uncharacterized. Lineage: Eukaryota; Metazoa; Arthropoda; Insecta; Diptera; Drosophilidae. The record is from RefSeq and is a predicted model, not a curated record. The transcript is spliced from 4 exons.